Sardina pilchardus (European sardine) is the source of this 3107-nucleotide messenger RNA. RefSeq names its product secretory carrier membrane protein 2, like (gene scamp2l). The transcript has 9 exons. The record is from RefSeq and is a predicted model, not a curated record. Bases 87 to 1079 code for a protein of 330 amino acids. Lineage: Eukaryota; Metazoa; Chordata; Actinopteri; Clupeiformes; Clupeidae. Gene Ontology annotation, cellular component: trans-Golgi network membrane; recycling endosome membrane. Gene Ontology annotation, biological process: protein transport.
AACGCAGUGACGAGUGCUAUGUUGUGAGAAUUGUGAGCAUAAUUGUCAUCAAAAUAGGAUAGGCAACCAUUAGUUUAUGAGAGAAUAUGUCCGGAUUUGAUGAUAAUCCUUUUGUGGAUCCUGUGGACGUCAAUCCUUUCAAGGAUCCAUCAGUUGUUGAAGUAACCAGCACAGCUAUGGAUGGAAUGCAGGAAUAUAACCCUUUCUCCGCUAGCGGAUUGGAGAAGCACAAUGAAACUACCAUCCCUAUCUCUGAUGGUUCCUCCCAGCCAGCAGUUCUACAGCCUUCCUCAGAGCCCACACCGCAGGCAUCAGCAGCUGCUGCUCAGGCAGAACUCCUCAAACAGCAAGAAGAGCUGGAGAAGAAGGCAGCAGAAUUAGAACGCAAAGAACAGGCGCUUCAGAAUAGGGGAGUCUCCAUGGGUCCAGAAAACAACUGGCCCCCACUCCCAAAGUUUUUUCCCAUAAAGCCCUGCUUCUAUCAGGAUUUCAAUGAAGAAAUUCCUAUAGAGUACCAACGGCUGUGCAAGAUGAUGUACUACCUCUGGAUGUAUCAUUGUGUCACCCUCUUCCUCAACGUCCUGGCAUGUUUGGCUCAUUUCACUGUGGAUGCUGCACAUGGGGUGGACUUUGGCUUGGCAAUCUUAUGGUUCAUUUUGUUCAGCCCAGCCGCUUUCCUCUGCUGGUACAGACCUGUGUACAAAGCCUUCAAGUCAGACAGUUCCUUUAGCUUCUUCUUUUUUUUCUUCAUCUUCUCCUUCCAAGUGAUUGUGUACAUCAUCCAGAGUGUUGGAAUUCCAUACUGGGGAAACAGUGGUUGGAUAUACUCCAUUUCUGUCAUCCGAACUAACCUGGCUGUGGCUGUGUUCAUGAUGGUAGUGGCUGGCUUCUUCACAGUGACAGCUGUAUUGUCUGUCAUCUUGUUGAAAAUGGUGCAUGGCAAAUACAGGAGAACUGGGGCCAGCUUUCAAAAAGCCCAGCAGGAGUUCUCUAAUGGUGUUGUCACAAACAGAACCUUCCAGAGUGCCGCAGCAACUGCCGCAUCCUCAGCAGCUCAGAAUGCCUUUCAGAGGAACUAGCAGUUGCAAACUCGGCCGCUCUGCCUGUCACACUGCUUUUCUCUCUGUUGAUUUUUUUUUCUGACUGCAUGCUAGUAUGUCGCCGUCACAUACUAACAAAAGGUCAUUGGGUCUCUACACAUAUGAACUGUUUUAAAACCUUAAAAUAUAUUUUUUAAAAAAUAAAUAAAUAAUAAUUUCAAGUAUACCAAGUUCCAAUGAUUUAGGGCAUUGCCACAUCAUGUUAUAAUGUUUGAUUGUACAGCCUUACUUUUACUAGUUACUUUUUCUGAUCAUCAGUCUGAAGUCCUGUGCCUCUUUGUUUACAUUGGGUUUAGCAUUAUAUGUAGAGUUGUUACAUUUGUAAAAUAAUUGUUACAGAAAUGUUCACUUUGUGCUGCAUAACACAUUUUAAAGUGCACUUGAAAGUCAUCUUCGUGCAAAACAACAGAAAACACAACAUUCUAUGUCACCUUUUAAGUUAGAAGUUCAUUGUUAAGUCACAACAGGUUUGAAGAUGGGAGUCAAGCUUGUUCAGUAAUUUGUAUUAACUUCAGAUGACAUAAUGAGAUUGUAGAUCUACAGUACAUCACACGGUAGGGCUACCUGACCAUUGUUCUUUAAAAAAUUUAGCUGAACAUAGUUGGUGAGUGCUCAUGUCAGACACUGUAGCUACCCUGCAUGACCAUGCAAGGUAGAUACUUAGUCAGACCCAGUUGUGUAAUGAUUAACUUAAAUCCUUAAAUCCUUUAACUUUUCAUCUCUUCAAUGGACCUAUUAGAACCAAGAUCCUCAAGCAAAGUGAAGCACUUACUUUGCUGUCUGUGGGCAUGUCAUAAGAUGUGGAGACGCGGGUCUGACAGACAGAACUUACCUAAUUACCUAACUAGCCAGCUAGUUGGCUAUCCAAUUACUUAAACUGUAUCAAAUUAAGCCCCUGAUUAAAUGUGUAAUGUACUAGCAACAACAGCAACCCCUUACAAAGCCCUCUAAGCUAUACUUCAAUCAAAUCAACAGGUCAAACAACACCAUAGGUAUAAUCUGUGAUUGGUUCAUUAGGUUUUCCAUUUAAAACCAACAAUCACAAAGCGAAAAUGCACUUUUUUGUUUCUAUAGCCAUUUCUAAAGCCAAAAUGAAAAACAAGGAUAAUAAUAAUCAUUUUAAAAAGCCGACAACGUUGUCUUCCGGGUCACGCCAAUUGUGUUCUAUAGUAAACAAAUAGGAAUAUUGUCUUGUUAUCCGAUUUGUCCAUUUUCAUUUUGAGUAUAAAAUCAGAAAAUGUAAGAACGACUCAUCUGUGUUUUUUUCAUUUUGGUUUUAGAAACGGAUAUAUUAAAAACAUUUAGUUUUUUCGUUGUUGGUUUUAAAUGGAAAAACAAAGGAAUGAUUCGUACAUGGGCCCCAUAGUGUUGCAAUUUUCCAACCCUCAAAGGCAACCACAAAGAAUCUGAUUGGCAGCCGCCUACGAAAUGUGUUCCUGAUUUGCAUAAAAUUCAACUUUCCCCAACUAUUCUAUGUCACCAUCGCCUGACCACAACUGCAUAAAUGAUCAGAACACAGAACUUUGCUUCAUUCGCUUUGUUGUCAUGUCUUGGCACCAUAAGCAUCCAUCGGGUAUCCUAGCAAAUUAUGAGCUGUUAAGGCAGUUAAAAAAGAUCUACCUUUACACCCCAUGUUACUAUAUGUUAGUAGUCUUAAUACUCCUAGCAGUGUAUUUUCUGAUGAUUAUAAGAAAAAUUGCAAUCAGAAUGCUUGAAAUGUCAUGAAACUGUUGUUUAUUAUACUUUCCCAUAUAUGUGCAAUGCAGUUGCUUUCUUGCAUAUAUACAAAAUGAAAUUUUAUUCAAAAGAACAUGUAUUUAAGUGUAACUUCAUGAACAAAGUAAUAUAUGCAUUCAAUUCAUUUAAGGAAAUGAAGAAAGAUUGCUUAAAUGAUUUACCUUACAUAGAACUUACCAUAUUGUAACAUUUUGAAAUAUGAAUGUAUUUUUAUUUUAUAUCUCUGAUAUGAAGGAACAAAUGUGUUUUCUCAUUAAACAGCUGCUUUUC